AUGCAACUUUCGAAAUCCCUUGUCACUGAAUUGCCACACAUUGCCGCGUGGCGGGAAGCCUAUAAGGCUUUUGGAGCCAAGCCGCAAAAGACACGCAACAGUUUAGAGGCAUUGACGCGUCGAGCAGAGGGUGGUUUACCGCGAGUCAAUCGGCUGACGGACAUCUACAAUGCUAUUUCAGUCAAGCAUCAAAUUCCACUGGGCGGUGAAGACAUUGAUAAAUACAAUGGAUCACCGUUUCUUGUCCGAGCCACUGGUCAGGAGCCAUUCCAGACAUUUUCUAGCGGGGAAUUCCAAACAGAAUUCGCAGCACCUGGGGAACCUAUAUGGUGUGACAAUGCUGGCAUCACUUGCCGCCGCUGGAAUUGGCGACAGGGCCCGCGGACUGCAUUAACAGAUGUGACCACACGCGUUUUGUUCAUUUUGGAUGCAUUAGAGCCGCUUUCAGACGAUGCCCUUCUCGCAGCUGCCGAUGAGCUUGUUUUGACACUGAAAAGCCUGUCUCCAAAGGUGCAGUCGUCAUACCGAAUAAUCGCUGCUUCCACGUGA
This is a messenger RNA of Penicillium odoratum, 549 nucleotides long. RefSeq names its product B3/B4 domain-containing protein. The coding region runs from base 1 to 549 and encodes 182 amino acids. Gene Ontology annotation, molecular function: RNA binding; phenylalanine-tRNA ligase activity. The transcript has a single exon. The record is from RefSeq and is a predicted model, not a curated record. Lineage: Eukaryota; Fungi; Ascomycota; Eurotiomycetes; Eurotiales; Aspergillaceae.